Molecule: messenger RNA, 2018 nt
Organism: Triticum dicoccoides
Lineage: Eukaryota; Viridiplantae; Streptophyta; Magnoliopsida; Poales; Poaceae
Exons: 13
Coding region: 726-1703 (325 amino acids)
Biological process (GO): regulation of salicylic acid biosynthetic process
Cellular component (GO): nucleus
Molecular function (GO): sequence-specific DNA binding; DNA-binding transcription factor activity; calmodulin binding
Source: RefSeq, a predicted model, not a curated record
GUGAAGCCUUAGAUACCAAGGGAUCCAGGAAGCAAGAGGUACAAUACAAGAGGAGGCUUCGUCAAGCGAUCCGCAACGAGAACAAUAUUUUCCAGAAGACGGCCUUUGAAGUGUUAGAAAAUGCGCUCCAUCCACUUCACCGCUCACUGGAGUCCCUUGGCACCCGAAUUGAUGCUCUUUGCUCUCAAGUGGAACAGAUCAAACGUUCAAAUUGUAACCAGUAUGCUGAUAGGAACUACAGAUCAGAAGCAAACCCCGAGGCAGAAAAUCAGGAACAAACAGCUGUUUGUGAUGGAACUGUGAGAGAACCUGCAGCUGUUCAUUUGCGGUUUCUUGAUGAUUUCCUAAAAACCCCUGUUUACACAGAGCGCAAAUUAACAGCAGAAGGUGAUAAGGCUAUCGAGAUUGCCAUAUUCAGAGAUAACCAGAUAAUUACAUCCGGUCCACUUUCUUCUGCAAGAAUUGAAGUUGUGGCUCUUCAUGGUGACUUUCUUUAUGUUGUACCAUAUAAUUGGACCGAACGUGAUUUUACUGGAAGCAUAGUAAGCAAUCAUCUAGGGCCUACACUUGGAGGUGUUUGUCAAGUGAAGCUGAAGAAUGGGGUGGCCACUCUUAGUGAUAUCUCUUUCAAGAAAGUGUCCUCAAAGACUGACAGUGGAAAGCUCAUUCUGGCAGCAAGAGUUCAUAGAAGUGAUAAAGGUGGACUUCGAGUUAAGGAAGCUGUGAUGAAUGCUGUCGAGGUGCAGGUUCUGCGAAACCAAGUAAAUGAAAAGAGUAACCGUCCAAAGCUGAAAGAUGAAGUACACCGUUUGAACGGAAUUUCAAGAAAUGGGCAGCCCUUGAAGAAGCUUCAAGAGAGAGACAUCUACUAUGUGGAAGACUUCCUAAAGGCUAUUAAUAAGGAUAAAGAAAACAUCCGCAAUGACUGUUUCAACAUAAAGAAGGACAACAAGCGUUGGGAAGCCACAGUUAAACAUGCCAAGGAGUGUCACCUGGAAGGCAAUUGCAUGCUGAAAUUAUAUAGGGUUGAUGGCGAAAAUGUUGAGCUGUUCUUUAAUUGCAUACAUAGUCUUGUUGGAGCAAAGUUUAAUAGUUACUAUGUACCAACUGACAAGUUUAGUUUGGCUCAGGAGGUUCAAGUGGAUCUGUUGAAAAAAAAUGCAUAUGAUGAACUGGCUGGUAUUGAAUUUAGCUACGAAAUGAAAGAAGGUGGCCCCAUGCCUUUGUCUACAACUACAAACAGAGUUAUUGCUGGCGAGGUAUCUGUUUCCUUGACAGGCACUAAAGGACCACAUCCUCAAGGUGGAAUGAUUGUUCGACCAAGCACAUCAGAACCAAAUCUUCCUGAACCAGACAGCGCAAAUGGCUAUGAAGGUAAUCCAGAAAGUAGGCAGAUUAUUCACGAUUACCUACAAGUUGUUGCUGAUGUAGGGGCCCAAUUUUCUGAUAUCCUCCCACGUGAGGAAGUUUAUGGAGGUGGUCACUGCCUUGGAGCAACUCAAAAUAGAUGGGACACUAUCAAUGUUGACGGCGGCUUUUCUGAACUACCUGAUCUCGACAUUUCUGAACUAGAAAAUCAUGGGUCUCUAGGGUUGCCGGGAAUGAGUUGGCAGUGGCCGGAUUCAAACUGCUUUCUAGGUGAUAACUCUAUGGAAGCAUCUUCUUCUACUCAAAUCAACCUCCUACGAGUUCCAUUUCUUUAGGACCAUCACAUGAGUGACUGUAACCAGUUUACAGUAACUAGAAGGAGCAUCGACGUUCACACCUUUCACUGGACAGGAUAUGGGGGUUUCUUUCCAAAUAACAACAAAUCAGAACAAUUUGUUUGAUUUUCAUUUCGUUGCCAGGUUAUAUGAAGAUUGCCUGCUUUGUAAAAUGCGCAGAGAUCAGUGGAUUCUAAGAAUGUUGCACUAAGUUUAAGUUCCUCUGUUUUUGAGCAAACAUCUGGCCAACAGACUUGAGCUAUUCUGCUAUGUGAACAUGAGGCAGAUUACCAUUAACUGUUGUGAUGUGUGAUU